UAAAUACACGCCCAUACCAAUGUUCUGCAUCAGUUCUCUAGCAAACUUGCAAUAAAGUGCACGUUACUUGUGGUUCAGUUAAAACUUUGACUUCAUCAUAUCAUACACUAUGCGUCUUAAUUCGGUGGUUCCAAAUUUCCAAGCUGAUACAACUCAAGGACCAAUUGAUUUCUAUGAAUGGCAAGGAAAUUCCUGGGUAGUUUUGUUUUCACAUCCGGCGGAUUUUACUCCAGUUUGUACGACAGAGCUUGGCCGAAUUGCAGUUCACUACCCUCAUUUUGAAAAGAGAAAUGUAAAGCUACUGGCCCAUUCAGUAGAUAAACUUAAGGAUCACGUCGAUUGGGUCAAUGACAUUAAAUCUUACUGUCAGGACAUUCCUGGAUCAUUCCCAUAUCCUAUUAUUGCUGAUGAUGACCGUAGUCUAGCAGUCAAAUUGGAUAUGAUUGAUGAGGAUUCCAAAGAUGAUGCAGAACAUGCUCUGACUGUCCGUUCUCUUUAUAUCAUUGAUCCUGAUCAUCGCCUUCGUUUGAGCAUGCAGUAUCCUACAUCUACUGGUCGCAAUGUCGAUGAAAUUCUUCGUGUUAUUGAUUCUCUACAACUUGUUGACCGUAUACCACAAAUCGCUACGCCUGCUAAUUGGAUACCAGGAGAAAAAGUGAUGAUUUUGCCAACCGUUCCUGAAGAAGAAUUAGAAGCUCUUUUCCCUGGAGGAGUUGACAAAGUUUGCAUGCCUUCAGGAAAAGUUUAUGUUCGCACCACUACUGAUUAUUAAAUUUAUUCCUUUUCACUAUUACACAAACAAUGUUCCCUCUUUAACACAAUUAAAAAAUGUUAUUUAUCUUA
Chelonus insularis is the source of this 843-nucleotide messenger RNA. RefSeq names its product peroxiredoxin-6-like. The coding region runs from base 110 to 772 and encodes 220 amino acids. Gene Ontology annotation, cellular component: cytosol; mitochondrion. The record is from RefSeq and is a predicted model, not a curated record. Gene Ontology annotation, biological process: cell redox homeostasis; cellular oxidant detoxification. NCBI's taxonomy places the organism in Eukaryota, Metazoa, Arthropoda, Insecta, Hymenoptera, Braconidae. Gene Ontology annotation, molecular function: peroxiredoxin activity. The transcript is spliced from 5 exons.